Molecule: messenger RNA, 881 nt
Organism: Bombyx mandarina (wild silkworm)
Lineage: Eukaryota; Metazoa; Arthropoda; Insecta; Lepidoptera; Bombycidae
Biological process (GO): poly(A)+ mRNA export from nucleus
Cellular component (GO): nucleus
Source: RefSeq, a predicted model, not a curated record
AUGGCGGAUUCAACAGUUUCCGAUGUGACUAAGAUGAAAGUUGUUGAACUACGUAAAGAAUUAAAAUCACGUGGACUUUCAUACGCCGGCGACAAAGCAGAGUUAAUCGCUAGACUACAAGCUGCAAUUAUAUCUCAAGAUGAACACACCGACAUCAACUUUGAAUUUGACGAAAUGGACUCGGACGGAGUUUUUGAAGACGAAGAAGUUAAAAGCCAAACAGACGUACUUGAUGAUACUGCCGUGGACACUUUAAACGAAGAUUUAGUUCUUUCGGAACAGUCUUCUACUGCGACAAUCGCUGUAGAAACAAAAUCAACACGAACAUUAAAACGCAAAACCAACGCAGAAACCAAAGAUAAAAGUGCAGAAAAUGCUAGUGCAAAGAAAAUUGUGUUGAAUAGACCCUCAUCAAUUUCACUUGUCAGUUCUAAAACUGUUGAUGAUCAAAUUAAUGAAAAAUCUGUAGAGCCGAAAACGCCAUCUGAAAAUAAUGUCAUUAAAAUAAAUACUGAUCUAGAUCCAAAGAAAAGGUUAGAGUUGCGUGCUAAAAGAUUUGGUUUGCCUAUUAAAAUGUCAGAGUCUGAGAGAAAGGAAGCCAGGAAACAAAGGUUUAAUCAAAAUGAUAAUCAGAACACCUUCACUAGUACAGGGACGUUAAACGAAAAUAUGGAAAAACUUAGAAAGCGAGCAGAGAGGUUUGGUGAAUCUGUUUCCAAAAUAAUGACAGAUAUUGAACUAAAGGAGAAAUUGGAAAAACGUAAAGCCAAAUUUGGUGGUGUUGCAUAGAACAUGUUUCUGAUAAUGGAAAGUCUACUCUAACAAAUUAAGAUUAGUAUAUAAGUAUUGUUUUAAAUAAAUAAAACAUUCUACUAAGUCAA